AUGGAACAGCCUGGGGUGCCGUCCAAGAACCACUAUCCAGCCACGAUACCACCACCCCUUAACCCUUCCCGGCGACAAUUACCUGCAGGCGACCAGGGUCAACCGUGGCCAUUACCCGAAAGCGAGCACUGGGGACGCCAGAUGUAUUCGGCACCUGUUCGUCCGCCAUCCCCGCGAACCGAAUCGCCAAGUAUAUACUCCGGCCGGUCAGACACCACCCGAUUGUCCCCCGAAACUACAUCGAGCGAGGCGGCUUUCCGAAGCCGCCGGGAGCCACCAUCGCAGCAGGGCCCACGACCAAUCCGCCCUCCGCGUCCAAACCAUGGCCUUCUUGCUCCGAGUGGGUAUCGCUCUGCCGUCAGUCAGGGACACAAUGCUUCCCUGGGUACCUCCGCGCCCAAGAACGUGCAUCUUGUCCCGCCUCUGGCCAUGAAAUCGAGGGCAUUGCAACCCAUGGCACCUCGUACACGCCGGCCAUCCGAUGGGCGACCCGGGGCGCUCCAUGCACCGAAACCGAGCAUGUAUAACAUGGCGACGUCAUCCUGCACCAAACUCGCAGUGCCCGAUGUCAAGACCCCUGCCACACGUCGACCGCGUCAACACAAGUCCAUGACCGACCUCCUCAACCGUCCGCUGCCCCCACUACCCGAGCCUGACCCAGAACCACGAUCAGUGUUUGAGGACGACUCUUCUGACGAAGACCAAGAUAGUGAGCGCCACCGCUCUUUCUAUCUCUUUCACGGGCGCUCUUCCAGCGACAACCGCCGUCCUUCCAAGAGCACGGGUUCGACCACGACAGGGACAGGACAACGAAACCGGGCCCUCCCUGGGGUCCCGCCUCCCGUGCCGCCAAAGCGACAGCAGCCACACCAGCAGCAUCAACAACAGCCGAACUAUCAUUUCAAGAAACCAUCUUCGGAGUGGAAGAGGCAGGAUUCCAACGUAUUCGGUCGUGUAUUUGGACACGCGCAACGCCAUUGA
Molecule: messenger RNA, 981 nt
Organism: Purpureocillium lilacinum
Lineage: Eukaryota; Fungi; Ascomycota; Sordariomycetes; Hypocreales; Ophiocordycipitaceae
Source: RefSeq, a predicted model, not a curated record